AUAAACUGGGACAGUCUCACUGCUGAGACAGAAAGCAAGACAAGCAACACCAAGAAGACAACAGACACCUGAACAGUGUUUCAUCUCACAAGAAGAGGACUCAACACUAAACCCACUGAAGAUGCUGUGCUCUCAUGGAGUCCAGUCUGCACUCAGUCCAUUCAUGGACUUCUACUGGCCUGUGCGCAGUCUGUGGCCAGAGAUCAAGCCUCUGUUCUACCAGCAGGAUCUCCUGCAGAGAAACCUACAGGAGCUGUGCAGCAGUCUGGAGCUGAUGGAUAAACUUCAACACAGGAUCCUGGAGGAGACAGAUCCUUUCCAAAGCAGCAUGGCUGUGCAGCCAGUUGCCGUCCAGCUGGAGAAAGAGGGAGACAAGUUUGCUCUGAUGCUGGACACUCGAGGCUUUUCCCCAGAGGAUCUGUCUGUCAGGCAAGUGGGCAGGAAGCUGAGAGUCAGUGGCAAGACAAAGAAGAAGCAGGAGGAUGGGAAAGGCUCGUACUCUUACAGACUGCAGGAGUUCAGACAGGAGUUUGAUCUGCCUGAAGGACUGAACCCUCAAACCAUCACGUGCCACCUGUCUCCAGAUGGGAAGCUCCACAUCCAGGCAGCCAAAGCUCCGUGUGUUGAAGAGGCUGAGAGAGAGCUGACUAUCAAGAGGAGCUCAGAGGACAAAGCACAGCAGAGUGUGUGUUCACAGGCAGAAGACAGCAGGACAGAGACACACAGCAGCACACAGGACAAACCUGAAAACAUGGACUGAUUGUUGUUUAUACCAGUGUCAAAUGAAACAUUUUAAUGUAAUUUUUUUUCAAAAUAUGAAUCCACUUUCUCUUUUAACUGCUUUUAUUAAAUGUAUUACCAUGGGGUAACCAAGGUAAACCAUGGUUUACUCUUUUGUUCAUAAUAAUGCUUCAAAAAUAAAAUAAAAUUUUUACUCACAUAAUUAUUUUAUA
Molecule: messenger RNA, 953 nt
Organism: Maylandia zebra (zebra mbuna)
Lineage: Eukaryota; Metazoa; Chordata; Actinopteri; Cichliformes; Cichlidae
Product: heat shock protein 30
Biological process (GO): response to heat; protein refolding
Cellular component (GO): nucleus; cytoplasm
Source: RefSeq, a predicted model, not a curated record